This is a messenger RNA of Phytophthora infestans T30-4, 504 nucleotides long. RefSeq lists its product as uncharacterized. The coding region runs from base 1 to 504 and encodes 167 amino acids. The record is from RefSeq and is a predicted model, not a curated record. The transcript has a single exon. Gene Ontology annotation, cellular component: membrane. Lineage: Eukaryota; Oomycota; Peronosporomycetes; Peronosporales; Peronosporaceae.
AUGCUGGAUUCUAUCUCCGACAUCAAAGUGUUCGCUCUGAGCGCUUCGGUGCUUUACAUCAAGUUCCUCCUCUCGACCAUGAUCCAAGGUCGCAAGGCCUUCGCCGCUAACACGCGCUUACCCGAGGACAAGACCCUCGUGUGCAGCAUGGGGAUCAAUGUCGACAAGGACGAGAAAGCCGUCAAAGCUGCCGUGGAGGACGAGAUGCGAUGGAAACGGAUCAUCCAGAACGACCUCGAGUCCAUGCCGCUCGCCUUUGUGGUUUUCUGGAGUGCUAUCGCCGUGGGCGUCAGCCCCGCCAUCACCAAGACGCUUCUGUUGGCCUACACCGUCGCUCGUGCCAGUCAUACAGCUGUCUACUCGCUGGUCAUGCCGCGUGCUCGCAUGGUCUGCUGGAUGGCCGGCAGCUUCUGUAUCGUCGUCGCAGCACUUAACUGCGUGGCGGUAGCUCUCAUGUACCUUUUCCUUAAUACAGUAGUACCGGUAUUUGAGUCAUUAUUCUGA